Molecule: messenger RNA, 1154 nt
Organism: Loxodonta africana (African savanna elephant)
Lineage: Eukaryota; Metazoa; Chordata; Mammalia; Proboscidea; Elephantidae
Gene: RS1
Product: retinoschisin 1
Exons: 9
Coding region: 1-1122 (373 amino acids)
Source: RefSeq, a predicted model, not a curated record
AUGAAAACCAAGAAGCCAGACCAUCCAGGAGCCCCCUGUUGGCGCUCCUGUCCCCUCAGCUCCGGAACCCAGGCCUCCAGUGCUGCCAGAAGUGGCGACGUCUUGCCUUUUGACGUGGGCAAGUGUCCCGGGCCGGAGGCUCAGUGUGCCGGGGGGGCGGCGCGCUCGGCUAACCUGGGGCCCGAGCCUCGCCCUAGUCUCAAGGGCCGCGAACCUAGUGACAGGGAGGGGGAGCGGCCUUCACCUCGGAGCCGGGGCGGGGACCGCUGUCACCACGCCUCAGAGGCGGCACGGGGAGGCGGGGCGAAGAGCGGCGGGGGUGGGGCUCCGCCGGACGGGGUGGGGCUUAGCCGGAGGGCGGGGCCACAGCUGAGCGACCGCUGUGGUCAUCGCCCGACCUGCGAAACAACCGAAGGAGGGGGCCGGGCCGAGUCGCCUGCUCCUAGUUCUCCCGGGCGACCUGGGACAAUCGGCCGCUCGUGGGAAGAAGACAACACGGCCACACUUGGACUAUCAUCUACCGAGGAUGAGGGCGAGGACCCCUGGUACCAUAAAGCUUGCAAGUGCGAUUGCCAAGGUGGCGCCAACACUCUGUGGUCUGCGGGAGCUACCUCCUUAGACUGCAUACCAGAAUGCCCAUAUCAUAAACCCCUGGGUUUUGAAUCAGGAGAGGUUACACCAGACCAGAUCACCUGCUCCAACCCAGAGCAGUACGUUGGCUGGUAUUCAUCCUGGACUGCAAACAAGGCCCGGCUCAACAGUCAAGGCUUUGGGUGCGCCUGGCUCUCCAAGUUCCAGGACAACAGCCAAUGGUUACAAAUCGAUCUGAAGGAGAUCAAGGUGAUUUCAGGGAUCCUCACCCAGGGGCGCUGUGACAUCGAUGAGUGGAUGACCAAGUACAGUGUGCAGUACAGAACCGAUGAGAGCCUGAACUGGAUUUAUUAUAAGGACCAGACCGGGAACAACCGGGUCUUCUACGGAAAUUCGGACCACACCUCCACAGUCCAGAACCUGUUGCGUCCCCCUAUAAUAUCCCGCUUCAUCCGACUGAUCCCACUGGGCUGGCAUGUUCGCAUUGCCAUCCGGAUGGAGCUGCUGGAGUGCGUCAGCAAGUGUGCCUAACGCCUGCCUCAGCUUAGCGCCUGCCAGGGGGU